AUUAAGACAUACACUUAAUUACCCAUAGGAUUCCUCUUCUAUGCAACCAUACUAAUGCAUAGAAUUUAUUUGGUGCACUCAAGUCACCAUUAAUAUUAACAUACACAAACAGGGGCUAAUACCACUAGAGAGAAUAACAUGCUUACCUCAAGAUUUUCUGGGUUGAAUUCACCAUUAACAUAUCGCUUUAAUAUUGAGAUAGAGUUGUUAGACUUUAUUUUAGUGAGAAGUUAGAGAUAUAAUUAGCAAAGACAAUGCAAUAAAAAGAGUGAUAGAUAUUUUUUUAUGCCCCAAAUACUUACACACAAUGUCCUUCAUAAACCCGGGCCCAUAUUGGAUAUAAUUAAAAUACAAGUCCAAGUAACAAACAUUCAUUCUAACUUAUAAUAGAGAUUCAUUAGAGUUUACAACUAAUGAAUGAAGCAUCAACUAUGGGCAAAAGUAGCAUAAGAGGAAACAUAGAAAAUGGAAUACAGUCUGUUACCACACAACACUAUCUAGUAUCUUGAACCCACCUCACACUCUCACUCACUCACUCAUUCUCUCUCUUUGCAAUACCACAUUUCAUCACUAUAUAUAUACUCACUCACAAGUCAUAACCCUCACUUACAUUAUCACUUCUAUCUUCAUACCCCGAUUAACACAAAGCUACCUAGCUAGCUAUGAAGUCUCUUCACUUGUCCCUCUUUUUCUUUAUAUUUCUGUCAUUUUCCCAACAUGGGCUUGCCCGAUCCAACCACUACUGCAACCUCCCAUCAGACAAAGCCUCAACCCUAAAAGUGUUCCAUGUAUCAAGCCCAUGCUCACCUUUUAAGCCCAAGAAAAUGUCUUGGGAAGAGAGUGUGAUCCAAACUCUUAUUGAGGAUAAGGCCCGGUCCCAAUACUUGACUAGCCUUGUGGCCCGAAAGUCAGUAGCUCCGGUUGCUUGGGCUAGACAGUUGAUACAAAGCCCGACGUACAUUGUAAGGGUGAAUGUUGGGACACCACCACAGACAUUUUUAAUGGCAUUGGAUACAAGUAGUGAUGCUGCUUGGUUGCCUUGUAAUGGUUGUCAAGGUUGUGGUUCUUCUCUUUUUGCCCCUGAUAAAUCUACAUCCUUUAAGGGUGUUGCUUGUGGGACCCCUCAAUGUCAACAGGUAUUAAAUUCGGGUUGUUUACAAAACUCCUGCACAUUCAACCAAACCUACGGAGGCUCCACCAUAGCGGCUGCCCUGUCACAAGAUACCAUAGCCCUAGCCCAAGACCCUGUCCCAGACUACGUGUUCGGAUGCAUCCAGACGACAACCGGAGCAUCCGUACCACCCCAAGGACUAUUGGGUAUGGGCCGAGGCCCAUUAUCACUCCUUUCACAAACCCAAACCCUAUAUCAAUCCACAUUUUCUUAUUGUUUGCCCAGCUUUAGAUCAUCCAACUUUUCAGGAUCGUUGAGACUGGGCCCGGUAGCCCAAUCCAAAAAGAUGCCUUACACACAAUUACUACAGAACCCAAAAAGGCCUUCACUGUACUAUGUGAACUUGAUUGGUAUUAAAGUUGGACGUAAAACUGUAGACAUUCCUCCUCAGGCUUUGGCCUUCAAUCCUAACACUGGAGCCGGCACAGUUAUUGAUUCUGGCACGGUGUACACACGGCUAGUCAUAUCGGCCUACACGGCCAUGCGAGACGAAUUCCGUAGUCGGAUGGGAAGCGCAAAUGUAACAUCCUUAGGUGGGUUUGACACAUGUUACAGUGUACCAAUUACAAUACCAACCAUAACAUUCAUGUUCCAAGGCAUGAACUUGACGUUGCAGCAAGACAACUUCAUGCUUCGUAGCACCUCCACUAGUAUUGCCUGUCUCGCUAUGGCGUCCGUCCCUGAAAACGGCCUUAAUAUCAUUGCUAACAUGCAGCAGCAGAAUCACAGGGUGCUGUUUGAUAUUCCCAAUAACAGGAUUGGUAUUGCUAGAGAAACUUGUACUUAGAUAUAUAUUUAAUUAUAUAUAUUUCUCUUUGAGGGAUGUUGUUUAAUUAUUAUUAUUAGUAGUAUUUUGUGGGAGGAAACUUGUUUUAGCUUGAUAUCAAAGUUCUUUUGUUUUGGUUUUGUUUUUCAUAAGUAAGGUGUUUGGUCCGUGACUUGAAAGAAUUAUAUUUUGUAGUAAUUAAUCACCUGGUUAAAUAAUUGAACAAAGUGAUAAAAAUAUUACAAAAAGAAAUAAUAUAUAGAGUUGUUUAAUUAAGAAUUAUUUAUAAUUUUACCUGCUUUUAGAGACAUUUAAAAGGUUCAAUUGCAUAUAGUUUUUUAAAUAAAGAG
Molecule: messenger RNA, 2287 nt
Organism: Amaranthus tricolor (Joseph's coat)
Lineage: Eukaryota; Viridiplantae; Streptophyta; Magnoliopsida; Caryophyllales; Amaranthaceae
Product: aspartyl protease AED3-like
Exons: 3
Coding region: 663-1958 (431 amino acids)
Biological process (GO): proteolysis
Molecular function (GO): aspartic-type endopeptidase activity
Source: RefSeq, a predicted model, not a curated record